Staurois parvus is the source of this 1029-nucleotide messenger RNA. The record is from the annotation of a GenBank genome assembly. Lineage: Eukaryota; Metazoa; Chordata; Amphibia; Anura; Ranidae.
AUGCGUCAGAUCGAUAGAUCUUCAUCCUUCAGCAGCAUUACAGACUCAACCAUGUCACUAAACAUCAUCACAGUUACCCUGAACAUGGAGAAGUACAACUUUCUAGGCAUCAGUAUUGUGGGGCAGAGCAAUGAUCGCGGAGAUGGUGGAAUAUACAUAGGAUCUAUAAUGAAGGGUGGAGCUGUGGCUGCAGAUGGCAGAAUUGAACCCGGAGAUAUGCUUCUACAGGUAAAUGAUGUGAAUUUUGAGAACAUGAGCAACGAUGAUGCAGUCAGAGUCUUGAGAGAAAUUGUAUCUAAGCCUGGUCCAAUCAGCCUGACUGUAGCAAAAUGCUGGGAUCCCACCCCUAGGAGCUACUUCACCAUCCCCAGAGCGGAACCUGUGAGGCCGAUAGACCCGGCUGCCUGGAUCACUCAUACCUCAGCCCUGACGGGAACAUACCCCCGUUACGGUAUGAGCCCCUCCAUGAGUAUCAUCACAUGCACCAGCUCCUCAUUAACAAAACUGGAAGAUUCCCCCCUGACAGUAAAGAGUGAUAUGGCUACAAUUGUAAAGGUGAUGCAACUGCCAGAUUCAGGUCUGGAAAUAAGAGACCGAAUGUGGUUGAAAAUAACGAUAUCUAAUGCAGUUAUAGGGGCGGAUGUUGUGGACUGGCUCUACACACAUGUAGAAGGGUUCAAGGAGCGUCGAGAAGCCAGAAAAUAUGCCAGUAGCAUGUUAAAGCACGGCUACCUCAGACACACAGUAAACAAGAUCACCUUCUCAGAGCAGUGCUACUAUGUGUUUGGAGACCUGUGUGGGAUUUGUAUUUGCUUAUCAGAUGUAGCGGCACUGAAUCUUAACGAUGGAUCCAGUGGGACAUCUGAUCAGGACACACUUGCUCCUCUCCCUCAUUCAGCCGCCCCCCCCCUGGCCUCUGAGCCAGGGCUAUCCGUACCAGUACCCUCUAGUGCCACCUUGUUACCCCUCAACAUACCAAGAGCCAGGAUUCAGCUAUGGCAGUGGCAGUGCAGGAAGCCAACACAGUGA